AUGUAUAUUUGAGUUAUAAGCUCAGCCUAUCGUUACCAUUCCGCAUUUUCAGAUAGUGCGAAUAUUUUCUCGUUCAGUUGCUUUGAUUCUUUUGUGGGUUAAAGUACGGUCAAAUGUCAAUUCAAAUAUUUGAAUUUAAUUUUCGUUCCAAAUUGAGUGAACGUUGGUAAAUCAAGCGACAUUUAAUGAAAUUGCAUUUUAAAUUUCAAGUGUGUUGUGUGAUUUUUGAUUACUGAAAACUUGAGGCAGUGUUGUGAAAUAUUGUGCUGUGGAAUAACUUUCAAUUUUGAAAAUUGUAUAUAGUUGCAAUGGGACUUCUGUCCGAAGGUAGUCCGUUAUCAUGGGAAGAAACCAAGAAAUAUAGUCAACAUGUACGCGAACAUGGUAUCCAACAAUUUAUAAAUCUGUAUAAGAGAUUGAAAAACAGGCAAGGUGACGUUUUGAAAUGGGGCGAUGAAGUUGAAUACAUCAUAGUGAAAUUCAUUGAUGAAAGGCGAGAAGCUAAAGUUAGUUUGCGAGCCAAAGAAAUAUUGGCAAUAUUAACUGAAAAAGAACAGGCUGACCCUUUAAGUUGUAAGUCUUUGUGGAGGCCUGAAUAUGGGGCUUAUAUGGUCGAAGGAACACCAGGUAAACCUUACGGAGGUCUGUUGGCACAUUUCAACAUCGUUGAAGCUAAUAUGAAAAUGAGAAGGGAAGAAGUGACACAAUUGCUGAAGGAAAAUGAGUGUGUCAUGUCUAUCACAAGUUUUCCAAGGUUGGGAUGUGAAAACUUCACAGAUCCCCCUUACAAAACAACUCCAGAUGAAGGUUGUACAAGAUCAUUGUUUUUUCCUGAUGAAGCAAUUUAUUCAGGACAUCCUAGAUUCAAGACUUUGUCCAAAAAUAUUCGUUUGAGGCGAGGUAAAAAAGUUGCCAUGAAUUUACCAAUUUUCAGAGAUAUAAAUACUGUGAUACCAGUAGAUGAUUCCUAUAAACAUUCCAAAGCAGCACUGCCUGAUCAUGUAUAUAUGGAUGCAAUGGGAUUUGGAAUGGGAUGCUGUUGCCUACAACUCACUUUUCAGGCUUGCAAUAUCAAAGAGGCAAGGACUCUUUAUGACCAACUCACUCCCUUGUGUCCUAUUAUGUUGGCAUUUUCGGCCGCAUCGCCCGCGCAUAGAGGGUUCCUCACCGACGUCGAUUGUCGAUGGAGCAUAAUAGCCGCUUCCGUGGACUGCAGGACAGACGAGGAGAGGGGCCUGAAACCUCUGAGCGAAGACAAAUUCGUCAUUAAAAAAUCCAGAUACGAUUCCAUAGACUCGUACCUGUCUCCACAAGGGGAAAAAUUCAACGAUAUCCCUCUUAUUUACGACCCCGAGGUUUACCAGAAGCUGAGGGACAACGAUAUAGACCAUCUUCUUGCUCAACAUAUUGCACAUCUCUUCAUCAGAGACUCCUUGGUUUUGUUCUCGGAGAAGGUGCAUCAGAAUGAUGAGGAGGACACAGAUCAUUUCGAGAAUAUCCAAUCGACCAAUUGGCAGACGAUGAGGUUCAAACCUCCUCCUCCAAACUCCACCAUCGGAUGGAGGGUGGAGUUCAGGCCGUGUGAAGUUCAAUUUACCGAUUUUGAAAACGCUGCUAUAGUGUGUUUCGUUGUCCUGCUGACGAGGGUAAUCCUCUCUUACCAGCUGGACUUUUUGAUACCAAUCAGUAAGGUCGAUGAAAAUAUGGUUAAUGCCCAGAAGAGGAAUGCCUGCGCCGAAGGUAUGUUUUGGUUUAGGAAAGAUAUAACUACGCAAGUUAGUCCACCGGAAGCGAGCGAGGUGUGUCAAACAAGCAAAAGUAGCCAAAACAUUUCCGACAGUUUCGCGAAGAUGACUGUGAACGAAAUCAUCAAUGGAAAGGAGGGUGAAUUCCCAGGCCUCAUACCAUUGAUAAAUAAUUACCUUAGUGGCAUGGAUGUCGAUGCUGACACCCAUUGUACCAUACAGCAGUACCUGAAGUUCAUUCAGAGACGAGCAUCGGGUGAAAUACUCACCACUGCAUCUUGGAUAAGGAAAUUUGUUACAGAACAUCCUGAGUACAAGCAAGACUCGAAAGUGUCGGAGUCGAUAAACUACGAUCUACUGAAAACAAUCGAUGCAAUACAAUCAGGAAAAUUGAAGUGUCCAGAGCUGCUUGGAACUAGCGUUAUAUCCAAGACGAGGGAGAACAUACCUGCCGCCAUGACUAAGGAUUCUUGCGCUUGAUAAUAAUAAAAAACUUUUUUACUAGUUAUUUAAAUAGAAGUUCGCAUUUGGUCACGCGAGCUAGAAUAUAGAAUUUUCUCAGUAUUCCAAGAAGAAUGAAGGGCAUUUGUCAUGAAUAAUCCCAUAUUGUCGGUUAUUGUUUGUUAAUGUUUUUUUUUAACAUUUUAGCUUUAAUGUAUAGGUGAGUGGUUUUUAUUGAUGCAAUUUAUUUUUAAAUAUAGUUCACCCAAAAAUA
Messenger RNA from Coccinella septempunctata (seven-spotted ladybird), 2460 nucleotides. RefSeq names its product glutamate--cysteine ligase. Lineage: Eukaryota; Metazoa; Arthropoda; Insecta; Coleoptera; Coccinellidae. The transcript has 8 exons. Bases 309 to 2225 code for a protein of 638 amino acids. The record is from RefSeq and is a predicted model, not a curated record. Gene Ontology annotation, biological process: glutathione biosynthetic process. Gene Ontology annotation, molecular function: glutamate-cysteine ligase activity. Gene Ontology annotation, cellular component: glutamate-cysteine ligase complex.